AUGAUUUUCUUGUCAUCUUCAAUCAUAAAACAAAUAAAUCAUACGAUUAUAUUACAAUCUAAUCGAUUUAUUUCAAUUGGUGAUCGAAUUUGUCUUAUUAAAAAAAUUACAGCUCAAGAUGUGAAUGAUUUUGCAAAACUUACUGGUGAUAUUAAUCCAAUUCAUUUAGAUUCGAAUUAUGCUAAACAAACACGUUAUGGAAAAUGUAUUGUACAUGGAACAUUUAUUCAAGGUCUACUUUCUUGUUUGCUUGGUGUACAUUUCCCUGGGACCGGAUGUGUUUUACAUGCAAUAAAUUGUAAAUUCCCAGAACCAUUAUUUGUGGAUGAAACAUGUCGAAUAGAAGCUGUAGUAUCUAAAUUACGUGGAAGACUAGCUACGUUCGAUGUAAAUGCUUAUGCUUACGAAAGAAAUGCGAAUGUUCUCGUUGGUUAUUUCGAUAUAUUUCUAACACGUGAACAACUUUCUUUAAAGCCACCAGUUGAUAAUCAAAUUGUCUAUCAUAGUGAUUAA
This is a messenger RNA of Schistosoma margrebowiei, 513 nucleotides long. The record is from the annotation of a GenBank genome assembly. Lineage: Eukaryota; Metazoa; Platyhelminthes; Trematoda; Strigeidida; Schistosomatidae.